AGAGACCGCUUCCUCUCGCCCGCCCACCGCACAGGACCACCCCCAGUCCUGAGCGAGGGUGUUCCAGUGAUGACGAGAUCAACGUGGUGGACUCCCCUCCCCCUGCGCCACUCUACGCCCACGCCUACUACACCCACGCCCACAUGGACGAUGACGUGCCCCUAGACAUGAGCACCAAGCGUCGCUCUCCCCCACCCACACGUCUCCCCCACCACACCCCCACUUCCAACUCCCCAUCCCCUCCACCCUACCACCCUCGACCCACCUACCUGCCAGCCCCCGCCCGCGCCCGCCCAACAGUGAUCACCUGCGUACCGCCCCGUUACCUAUCCGCCCAUGAUCUCCCACCUGCAGAACCCGCCCACAUGCAGCCACACACCCACAGGGACCUGCCACCCGCCUACACGGAGCGCCCCCUGCCGCCCCCUUACAGUGUGGCCACGGCUCACCUCAGCCAACAGAGGGCCCGGGAGGCGGCGCCCAUGCCACGCUCACUGGUGACCACAACGCCCAUCAGCCCCGCCCACAGGGACGCACCCCGCCCAGAGGAGCCAUCAUCACUCCGUAAAGUGGUUCAAGCUGGACCUGUGUACCCUGAGAUCGACGAGCACUUCCGGCGGAGUCUGGGCAAGGACUACCAGCAACUGUUCGCCGCCACAGCUCCUAAGCCCUCGCCCUCUACUGACUCAGUUGACGACCACUUCGCCAAGGCCCUCGGGGAGACGUGGGUCAAACUGCAGGCAGAGCGUCGUGAUUCCACCGCCAGUAACAGCAGCAGUAGCAGCAACAGCGGGACCAGCAGCAGUGGCGGGGUGGGCGUGGGCGGUGGUAGUGCUGUGGUAAGCCGGCUGAGCCCCACUCGGUCGUCCCCAGCGCCCGUGCCUCGCCUCAUCUCUACGUGAGCGCCUCACCCACUCUCUCCUGUUCCAAAACUCUCUUCGGGUGGGA
Messenger RNA from Homarus americanus (American lobster), 948 nucleotides. Its product is annotated as extensin-like. Bases 144 to 902 code for a protein of 252 amino acids. The record is from RefSeq and is a predicted model, not a curated record. Gene Ontology annotation, molecular function: transcription coactivator binding. The transcript has 4 exons. Lineage: Eukaryota; Metazoa; Arthropoda; Malacostraca; Decapoda; Nephropidae. Gene Ontology annotation, biological process: negative regulation of DNA-templated transcription.